AUGGACACUCAAUUAUUUUCCCCAUUAUUAGGAGCAAUUACUAGUACGCCACCUCCUCUAGAAUCUUCCCAUCUAUAUAGUAACUGGUCAACAUGUGAAGAGGAUAUUGGCUCUAAAACCUCUUUUCAGGACUGCACAAAGAAACGGGCACCAGUAAACCUUUCUUGUUCUGGCAAUGGCCCUGAUAUGUUUGGGCUAGUGUCAAGCAUUUUAGAGGAGCCAAGCAAGCAAGAACCAGUUACAGACUGGAAUUCUCUCUCAAGAUUGUUUCCACCUGUGUGGGCACCUGACCUUGGAAGCAAUGGUGAAUUCUCAGGGUUCUCAUCUAAGCACUCUGUUGAAAAUCAGGAUUUUUCAACCCUGAUGGGUACACAGAACUGCUAUCAGGAGCACUUGCAGAAGUCACAUGAUGUGGAGAUGUUACACAGUGGUUUAGAAGAUCUUCAUCUCAUACAGUCUUGGCUUUCUCCAUCUGGGCCUUGCACUCAGCCUGAUAAUAUUCUGAAGAACAGUUACCCUGGCAAUUCCCCUUUGCAAAAUAGUAAUGCAAUUAAUCAAGAAGGAGUUUCAUUUCAAAAUGUAGACUAUAAUCAGCAUUUGGGCAGUUUUGACCACAUAAGGUUAAAUGGAGACUAUGACAAAAACGGUUCCAAUUUUAGCACUUUUUCUUCUCAGAAAAGAGUUAAAGAAGGCACUAGUGUUGAGAAAGAGUUUUGGAAAACUGAAGGAGCAAGAGGCAAAGCUCUGAAAAAUUGUACUCAAGAACAAUCUAAGUAUUCCCCUGAUACUUCCGAUCAGCCUGUUGAUGACUCUUGGGAUAAAGUGUCUCAGGACAACCACUUGUUUUCUAAAAGAUAUGGAAACUUUACAGCUGCUCAUAAAUUACAGUCAUCUAUUCAUCCAUUGCCAUAUUUUUUCAGUCAGCCCCCUAAGGAGAAUAUUUUUUCUAGAGGAACAGACACAACAGCACAGGAAACCCAUGUGCAAAAUGGUUGUCAUAGCUUUACUUCGGGGAAUGCUCUUAGUAAUUAUGACUGUAAGAUCCAUAUUAGUUCUAAAGAAUGCUCUCAUAACGUAUCAGAGUAUGAUUUAUCUCUAAAAACUGUUAUGCAAAAUGGGAGUUACUCAUCGUACCAUGGACGUACGUGGCUGGAUGGGAAAACAGCUACAUCAGAUAUCCUGUGUGGAAAGCAAAUGGUAACAAGUCUGCAGUCAUCUUCAGGGGUUUCAGCCAUGUCUGUUGGUUAUCCCACACAUCAGUCUGUAAUGCAGUCCUACUACCCACAGAUAUUACCUAUCUUCCCUUCAGGGAAGGAUGGAAGGUCACAAAUACCAAAUGGUGUUUCUAAUAAUUUGAGAAUUUCUAAUUCCAUCUCAGAAAAUCCAAAGCAAAUGAAAGCCAUUGGACAAUUGCAGCACAAUUCAUUGCCUAAUAAGGAGGGGCAAUACCACAAAUACCCCAUUGAUUUUCUAUCUGACCGGUUAACACAGCAGAAUGCUGUAAGUGAAGACCCUGAAAAAUACCACAGAUUUCCAAAAAAACAGACCCAAGAAAAUAGUAAUAAAGAUGAUAAAAGAGGCAGAAGGAAUUGGACUCCUCCUUUUGGAUAUACAACCCCAAAUCAUCAGCAAUUCAAUAUGUUCCAAAAAAAGCAUGAACAGAAUAGUGGUAACAUGUCAGAUUUCAUCAAUCCUUCUUUUUUUCCUUCUUUCCCAUUAAUGUCUGAUUUUAAACAAACUCCUGGCUUUCCUUCAUUUAAUCCUCAUCUCUUUUCAUCAGCAAAUAACUUUGGUUUCCCUCCAUCACCAUUUCCAUUCUCAGAACUUGUUGAUCUUUUUCAUUACGAUGACUUGAGCUACUUGUAUCCCUUUAUCAAUGAUCUGUUUUGUGGAGAAGUAGCUGCACCAUACUUUGCCUUUCCAGCACCAUUUAACAAGUACAGACCUCUGAGAAAUCGCAGUGGACCUGCUAAUGAGCUUCACAUCCGACUGGAGGAGUGUUACGAGCAGUGGAGAGCUUUGGAGAAAGAGAGAAAGAAGACUGAAGCUGACCUUGCAAGAAACUUCCCAGGAAAGCGCAUAUCAAGCUCAAAUACCACUCUCAUGUCCCGCCUUCCUGCUAACCCAUCACGAGUUGAUCGCUUGAUUGUCGACCAGUUACGAGAACAAGCCAGAGUGCUCACCUUAGUAGAAAAGAUGGAAAGGCUUAGUGGUACCCCUGUACACAGUAACAUAACCACUACAUUGAAACACCAUAUGGAAGCCAUUCACGUAACACAGGCAAGGCGUAAGAAUGAGAUUGUUAGUGCUGCUAAUCCACAGAGACAACGAGCACUGCGUUAUAAUAAUGAGAAAGAUAUUUUGGCUCUGGCAGCUGCCAUUAGAGACUUGGCUGCUUCCACACGCAAGGCUCGUACCGCUUUAUGGUGUGCGCUGCAGAUGACCUUGUCAAAAAACUCUUCAAGCAGUCCAGUAAAACUAGAAGUUGUUGAAAGGGCAUUGCAGGAACUUUGUCCUCCAAACACAAGCACACAAGAAAAAAAGCAGCAUGGAGCAUGA
Melopsittacus undulatus (budgerigar) is the source of this 2559-nucleotide messenger RNA. Its product is annotated as meiosis-specific coiled-coil domain-containing protein MEIOC-like. Gene Ontology annotation, cellular component: cytoplasm; nucleus. The record is from RefSeq and is a predicted model, not a curated record. Lineage: Eukaryota; Metazoa; Chordata; Aves; Psittaciformes; Psittaculidae. The transcript has 6 exons. Gene Ontology annotation, biological process: female meiosis I; mRNA stabilization; male meiosis I. The coding region runs from base 1 to 2559 and encodes 852 amino acids.